GGACCUCAUGUCUUGGAUCAAUGGAAUACGUGGGUUGGUAUCUUCAGAUGAGCUAGCCAAGGAUGUCACUGGAGCUGAAGCCUUGCUCGAGCGACACCAGGAACACCGGACAGAAAUUGAUGCCAGGGCUGGCACUUUCCAGGCAUUUGAGCAGUUUGGGCAGCAGCUGUUGGCUCACGGGCACUAUGCCAGCCCAGAGAUCAAGGAGAAACUAGAUAUUCUAGAUCAGGAGCGAGCAGAUCUGGAGAAGGCCUGGGUUCAGCGCAGGAUGAUGUUAGAUCAGUGCCUUGAACUGCAGCUGUUUCACAGGGACUGUGAGCAAGCUGAGAACUGGAUGGCUGCCCGGGAGGCCUUCCUGAAUACUGAAGACAAGGGAGACUCACUGGACAGUGUGGAGGCUCUGAUCAAAAAACAUGAAGAUUUUGACAAAGCAAUUAAUGUCCAG
Messenger RNA from Orycteropus afer afer, 445 nucleotides. RefSeq names its product spectrin alpha chain, non-erythrocytic 1-like. The transcript is spliced from 3 exons. The annotation marks the transcript as partial. Gene Ontology annotation, molecular function: actin filament binding. The record is from RefSeq and is a predicted model, not a curated record. Gene Ontology annotation, biological process: actin cytoskeleton organization. Gene Ontology annotation, cellular component: plasma membrane; cell junction; cell projection. Lineage: Eukaryota; Metazoa; Chordata; Mammalia; Tubulidentata; Orycteropodidae.